Molecule: messenger RNA, 1094 nt
Organism: Nicotiana tabacum (common tobacco)
Lineage: Eukaryota; Viridiplantae; Streptophyta; Magnoliopsida; Solanales; Solanaceae
Source: RefSeq, a predicted model, not a curated record
CAUUUCUGUCGUUGGUAUUCAUUAUCCAUACACCCACUCUCAAAUCUUUUUUUAUUAUAGAAAUUUUCAAUAAUAUUAGCUAGUCUUUUUUUGUGUGUGUGUUUUCUUAACUUAUUAUAAAAUAGGCUAGCUGCUCGAUUUACUAGCUUAGAGCUAGGAGGGGAUAGCUAUUCACAUAUAAGUAGUUUUAUCUGUUGCUAUCAGAGUUUUAACUUUUAAAGUCUCAGGUAAGUCUGCGCUUUUGCCAUGACUACAACUACUACAGUUUUCCUCUUGGUGAUUUCAUGCUGCUUCUUGUGGUUGUGUUUACCAUUUCCUUUGGAUGUUGAGGCUUCAUCAGCAGCAAAAGUGGCUAAUCCCCAGAUCACUGUCAUGGGUUUGGUUUACUGUGAUAUUUGCUCCAAUAAUUCCUUCUCCAGGCACAGCUACUUCAUGCCAGGUGUAGAAGUUAAGAUAGACUGCACCUUCAAAGCAAUGUCAGCAAGGACAGCAGAGCUGGUAUCAGUGUCAGUCAACAGAACUACCAACAGAUAUGGUGUUUACAGGUUGGAGAUACCAUCUGUGGAUGGAAUAGAGUGUGCUGCAGAGAAAGCAAUUGGCAAUUCCUGCAGAGCUAGCCUUAUUGGAACUUCAUCUUCUUCCUGUAAUGUACCUGGCUCUACAAGAACCACUACUGAUGAAAUUACCAUCAAAUCAAAACAAGCAAAUAUGUGCAUCUAUAGUCUCACUGCUCUGAAUUUCAGACCUUCUAAGAGAAAUGUUGCUCUUUGUGGGAAUUAGGAGCCCCAACAACUGAAUUUCACUUGGAUGGAUUCCUUUGUAAUUGUUCCAUAUAUGUCUUCUCCUCGUCUUUCACUUUCCAAUUUCCCGUUUAUAGGGAAUAAUAUGUAUAAUUCAUUUGUCUCCCUUAUAUUUUCAGUAAUCAUGUGCCUUGUGCCUCGUCCUCAAUUUCUGGUAAUCAAAUUCUUGCAUCACACUAUGCAUGUGAAUACAAGGAAAUGUAUUAGAAACAGGCAAUAAGUCUUGCUGUUGUUAGCUGGUUAAUCAAUCUGUUUUCUCUUUGAUGGACAAGAAAGAAAGAAGGUUUAUCUUUG